CCCACUGGAAACAUGUCGUCUAUUUUUACCUCCUCUGCCAGCUCUGCUCUCUCCCUGUCGGUCUCUCUCUCUCCCCCUGUCUCUCUGUCAGUCGUGGCUUCAGUGGCAGCAACACAGACUCAGCUCUACAGAAACUCUGUGUCAGAUAAAGCAGUGACAUGGACUCAGCUGAACCUGCAGGAUUGUUCUCAUAAACAAGAACAGGAGGAAAAGUUCUCUGGAGACUUUGACUUCAAUGACGGCCGGUGACCCUGAGGACACAGGGACAUGUGAGCGGAGGACAGGUGGACAGAGAGGAGAAGGAGAAGACAACAUGAAGUGUCCUCCGUCUUUCACCCCCAUCAGCACAAUUGCCAUCCAGGCCGGCCAAUCACAGCUGGUCGUCUCUGUCCUCCAGAGCGGCUCUCUUGUCCACCUCCAGCUGGUCCAGGUCCAGCCCAGUCUAUGUGAGGUGGGAUCAGACCAGGAGGAGAACCGGACCCUGAUCCAGGAGUUGCAGCAGCUGAAGGACAAACUGGAGAAACAUGAGAGGGAGGUGCUGGCGGCGGUGGAAAAUGGCCGACAGACGGAGCAGAGGCGGAGGAAGGAGAAGCAGGCGCAGGAGGUGCACAAGGCCAUGGAAGCUUCUGUGAGUGAGGGAUGGUCUCUGCUCCUCCGUCUGCUCCACAGACGACAGGAAGUCCUCCUGCUGGCGUCAGACUUUUACUGCAGAGCCCUGGAGUUUGUGGUCAGCAUGGACAGGGCAGAGAAGCUUCACAUCAGCACAGACUCUCACAGACUCACCUGCGCCACCAUGAGGAGAGGUCUUCUGGAUAAGUCCCUGACAGUUCUGAGCAGCAGCAGUGUUCUGCUGCAGAAGCUGCAGCUGCUGCAGAGGGCAGAGGCCCUCCACAGGAGAGGGACGGUACUGCAGGAUGACGACUGGGAACAUGAACACCAGAGUUCCCAGGGCAGCUGGGGGGCGGUGCUAAAGCUGGAGGAGCUGCUGGAGACUCUGCAGGACCGGAGGAGGACGGUGGACCAGGCUCUCAGACUGAAGCUCCAACAGCUGGAGAACCAGGUCUUGAAGAAAGACCACAAGUCCAGACCUGAGGUCUGGACCCCCAUCCUGGACCAGAACCUGCCACCUGAGUCCACAUCUUUCAAAAGUGCUGACCUGCAGUCAGAUUCCAAAACAGAAAAACCUAGGGACCUUGAAUCUGGAUCCAGAGCAGAUGUGAGGCCUGGACCUAUCGUAGAGAAGACUACAGUGAAAAACCAUGUGAAGUCCGGAUCUAGAUCACAACAAACCAGAAUCCGGAAUCCUGAAUUCAGAACAGAGGAAAAUAACGACCUGAAUCCUGAAUCCAGAACAGAUGUUCCGUCUGGAUUGAAGGCAGAUCUGCAGCCUAAGUCUGGAUCUAGACUAGAGAACUUCAGAAACCUGCAGUCCAGAUUCAGAUUAGACGUGAAUUCAGAUUCCAAAUUAUUGCAGACCUGUGAUGGUCAGUCUGAAUCCAUUUCAGGUCUAAGGCCUGGUUCUAGGUCCCAGGAGAUCAGUUAUGUGCAGCCUGAGUCCUCAUCAGAUGUGAAAUCUAAAUCCAGAUCACAAGAGUCCAGAAACAUGCAGACAGAAUCCAGAUUGAACCAGAAACCUACAUCAUGGAAAGGCAAAGACCUGCAGUCUGAAUCCGGUUUAGAAGAGAGUUUGGAGCUCCAUUUAGGAUCCGAGUCAGACACAGACCCUGAAUCUAAGUCAGAUCUCGAUGAAACCAGUCCAUCUAGAUCCAUUUCAGCUCUGAUGCCUGGUUCCAGACCACAUGAGACCAGCUACGUGCAGCCUGAGUCCACAUCAGAUAUGAAAUCUGAAUCCAGAUCAGGAGAGUCCACAAACAUGCAUGCAGAAUCCAGAUUGGACCAGAUACCUACAUCAGAGAAAAACAAAGACCUGCAGUCUGAAUCCAGAUCACAGACCAAAGAGAUUCAUGUGCAGCCUGGAUCCAGAUCAGAGAGGAUCAGAAAGCUGCAAUCCAGAUUCAGAUUAAACCAGACAGCUGGUUUGAUGCCUGGUUUUAGACCACAUGAGACCAGUUACCCGAAGCCUGAGUCCACAUCAGAUAUGAAGUCUGAAUCUGGAACAGAGCAGUCCAGAAACAUGGAGCCAGAAUCUAGAUUAGAACAGAUGCCCAUACUGAGAACACAACAAACCACAUAUGUCGAGUCUGGGUCUAGACCACAGCAAAUCAGAAGCCUAGAGUCAGGAUCCAGUUCUGAUCCGAUACCCAGAUCGAUAUCUGAGAAAAACAAAGACCAAGAGUCUGAAUCCAGUUCAGAGGAGAUAGUGGAGAUCCUCUUUUGUGGUGAUCCACCUGAAUCCAGGUCAGAUACAAAGCCUGGAUCCGUAUCAGGAAAGAUCAGAAACCUGCUGUCUGGAUCCAGGUCAGACCUGCAGACUUCAGAGGAGUCCAGACCCAGGUCUGAGGGGACUAUGGAGUUACAGUUCAAGUCCAAAUUAGCAAAGAGCAAAGACCUGGCAUCUGAAACUGAUCUCAAGCCUGGAUCUGGAUCAGACAGAACCACCAGAUUACAGGUGCAGGAGACGUUUGAUGAAGGAAACCACGCCCACAAUGUCCUCCCGGCCAAUCAGCAGCAGCUGUUGUCUUCCUGUGAACUCCUCAUGGACAAGGUGUGUAGCUGGGUGCAGCAGAGCAGGAGUGUGUUGUCAAACUGUUCAGACGCAGGACAAUGUCUCUGUGAAGCAGAGGACGCUCUGAACACACACAUGAAGCUGUGCACACAGGCUGAGUCUGCUCGUCAUGACGUAGAGAAUCUGAAGCAGGUCCUGGAUCAGAUCGGAGCUCUGCCUAUAGAUGUAUCCUGCAGAACUGGUCCCUGCCUUCACAGUGAAUCCUGUAGACCGCUGUCCGUCCUGAAGACCCUGACCCAUCAGCUGAAGAGAUGUGGAACAGCACAACCUGCUGCUGCCUCCACUGGGUCACUGAGUCCUGAACUGGCUGCUGGAGUUGACGUGGUUCUGAAGGAGCUGCAGAGUCUGAACCUGAAGAUCAAGUCCAACCUGCAGCUGCUGCAGCCGUACGUCUCCUUCCUCAGGACGGUUCAGCAGGUGGAGGAGCAGAUGGAGGAACUGAGAGGGAGCUCCAGGAGGAGGUCAGGUGAAGAAGAGGAGAACAUCGAGUCUGCCAACAGUUCCUGGCCACCACUGAAGAAGAAGGAGGAGCAGGAGGAAAAGGAGCAGGUUGACAUCUGCUGGCAGGACAUGCUACAGAAGCUCCUCACUACUCAGGAACUGGGAAAAAACUAUGUCCAAACCAUCGUCAUGGUGCUGGGAUCAGGCUUGGACCUGCAGUCUCUGGUGUCCGUGGUCCAGCAGACGAUCGAGAAGCUCAGCAGAACCGAACAGGAAGUGAAGGAGCUGUGGAGUCAGCAGAGAGUCCAGAUCCAUCACCACCAGGGGGACAUGAAGUCUUACAGGAGGUUCCAGGACAGACUGCUCAAGAACCUGCAGGACUUGUCCUGUGUCUCUGAGCUGCUGGACUCAUGUACCUCAGUGGACCUGGAUUCAGACGUGCAGGCCUCCAGGUUGCUGGAGCGCUUCAAACUGGCCAGACCUCAUUUUACUCAACUGGACAUAGAGGUGGCUGACAUGAAGAAGAGCUGGAAGACUGUGAGAGGAGUCCAGCAACAUCUGCAGGUGAAGGAGGUGAAGGAGGUGAAGGAGGAGGUGGAGGAUCUGGCCAAGCUGCUGAAGCUCCAUGAGAAGGUGAAGAGGAAGGUGGAGCAGAGUGAGUUGAUCCUGGAUCUGACGAGCAGCUUCCAUCUCACUGUCCAACAGCUGGAGGCGCUGUUAUACGCUAAGCCUCCAGCUGAGCUGAGUCGAGUCAGAGAAGAACGACAGCUGAUCCAGAGUCUGUUUGAGAAGCUUUCAACGCUGAAGACGCACAUUUGUGCUGCUGCUGCUGCACACACUGUGUCAGGUUUCAGUGUGGAGCAGCUGCAGCGCCGCCUUCUGUCUCUCGAGUCUCUCUGCGCGUCGUGGUUGAACAAAGCCGUUCGUCAUGAGGAGAUGCUCUGCCUUCUCAAUGAUGACAUCAUCCAGGUGAGGUCACAGAGCCACAGUCGUGCUAACGUGAUGAUGCUAACGUGAUGAUACUAACGCGAUCUUGCUAACAUGGUGAUGCUAACAUGAUCAUGCUAACAACUGGAAAACAACAACAUUAGCUGUUUGUUGUGUUUUAUUUCAUUUGUUGGAUCAAGGAUUUAUUUUUGUGUUUUUUGCUUCAGUCAAAGAUGUUGUGUGAUGAGACGCUGGCGCCCUCUGUAGGUGAGAGUGCGUCAUCACUGGUUUCUGUGGUGAGUCACUGAACAGCAGCUGCUGCAGGAAUGAAAGGGAGAGAGAGAAAGAGAGAGAGAGAGAGCGAGAGAGGCUAAAUAAAGGUGGUGGGUAUUUCCCAUCAUGCACCUGGUGCUGUGUGUCAGACUCAGUGACUCACAAACUCAGCUCUGAAGAAAAGUUAAAAGUUGAGUUUUCUUUGACCCUUUGUUUUCACAGAGGCAGACAUUUUGUUUUAACCCUCUUAUGACAUCAUGAGAAUAAUCUGGAUUCAUUUAGAUUCCAGAUUUUAGAUCACGUUCACUUUCCAUAUCUGUCAGUUAUUUAACUGUUUACUCAGAAGAUGACGUCACACACGUGGCGGUGAAUCUCAUCUGUGAUUGGACGCUGGUUCCUCUGAAGUCCGAGAACAUGAGAUUAAAGCUCUGCUUCUCUGCUUUCAUG
Molecule: messenger RNA, 4774 nt
Organism: Solea senegalensis (Senegalese sole)
Lineage: Eukaryota; Metazoa; Chordata; Actinopteri; Pleuronectiformes; Soleidae
Product: centrosome-associated protein 350-like
Exons: 18
Coding region: 236-4144 (1302 amino acids)
Source: RefSeq, a predicted model, not a curated record